AUGGCUUCAGCAAGUGUCGUCCUGCGCCACAGGACAACGGCGGAGCCUGGGGACUCGUGGGAGUCGCUCAAGGCGGCAACGGACGAUUUUGAGAGCAUAUUGACCGAGCAGCAGUGCACAGAGUUGCGGAAAAUUAAAAUUGUUCCCGAUUCCGAUGCUGUGAUGGUCUUUACUGCUCAGCUUGACGCUGCCAGUCGGUCCAGAAAGGGUAGAAGCAUCGCGACUCGACUUCACUCUGUACUUCAAUCAGUUCAGCAAUUUGCUUCGAUUGUGGACACGCUUGUCUCAUCGCACCCGGAGAUUGCGGCGUUGGUGUGGGGGAGUGUCAAGUUUGCCAUGCUGCUUGUCUCAAAUUACACUUCUUACUUUGAAGAGCUUUCCCAGGUUUUCAUGCGCUUCAACAGUUAUUGUCCAAUAUUUGAAGAAUAUCAAGCUCUCUUCCCAACAUCCAAGAGAGUUCAGGAAGCCCUUUGCAAAUUCUAUGUUUCAAUUAUUCAGUGCUGCAAGCAUGCCGUCGAAGCUAUACAAAGGCCGUGGCAAACCCAAAUCUUAAAUAUAUUCCGGCAGUCGUUUGACAAAGAAUUUGAAAGCGAUAUACUCAGCAUCAGGAACAAUGGGAAACAAGUAAAAGAAGAAAUCAAAUUGGCCCAAAUCCAAAUGGAGAGGCAAUACCAAGAGCUACAAAAACUGUCACAAGCUGUGGUACGAAGCGAUUUGCGAAAUAUAAUGUCUGGGUCAAAACUCGUGAACGAGAGGCUUGAAGACAUCAAAAUGACGCAGUAUCUACAUAAGACCCGGAAACGUGACCAACGUCUAUUGGAAUCACUCUCCACUCAUGAUUAUAGCACGCCGCUUAAGGAAGCGUGCAAGAUCCGGAAUUGCAAUACAGCUACAUGGAUAUUUUCGACGCCGGAGUUUACUUCAUGGACCAUUCAGCAGGGAACUUCUUUACUCUGGUGUUCCGGUAAAAUUGGAUCCGGAAAGACUGUUGUUACGGCGAGUGUGAUACAACAUCUUUUCAUGACAAAACACAAGAGCAUCUGUAUUACCUAUUUCUUUGCCCAAUACCACGAUGCUCAGUCUCUUAAAGCGGAGACGAUUCUCCGUUCAAUUGUUCGGCAAACCCUGAAUCCAAUGGAUCUAUCUGAGAAGAUUAAAACCGAUUUGAAAGACCUAGAUGGAGAGAGAUUCCUUCAAUUUGAAAAGGUAGUUGAACUACUGAAAGAUCGGGUUAUGAAGUUCGAUUGUUUUUAUAUCAUACUCGACGGCUUGGACGAAUGUGAUCCCUCGGAGCGACGCGUGUUGCUUGACGCCAUAUCAUCACUGAUCUCAAUGAAACCAAAACUCAAAGUAUUCCUUGCAAGCCGUAUAGGACUUCAAGGGGAAAUAGAGAGAAGACUGCCCAAUAUGACGCGAGUCUCAAUGGAGGUGUCUGGCGCAGUUCUAGACAUCUCAGUCUAUAUUCGAGAAAAUAUCCAGCAACGAAUGCUCGAUCGACAGCUUGUCAUGGGAGAUCCAAAGCUUGCUGAAGAGAUCGAGAGAAGACUGACGAUGCACGCAGAUGGAAUGUUCUUAUGGGUCUCAUACCUUCUUGACGAAUUAUGCGACCAAUGUAGUGACAACGACAUCCGAAAGGCUCUCAAUAAUCUUCCCAAAUCUUUAAAGGAAACCUAUUGUCGGGUUCUAUCACGGAUUACUCCAGGAAGAGCUCCGACUGUCCAGAGAAUCUUCCAGUGGAUAUCUGUUGCAAAGCGCCGACUUACUUUUGAUGAACUCAGCGAGGCAGUAUACAUUGAAGUCGGACAAAAGUAUUCAGAUACUAGCAAAAGGUUGAAUGAAAGUACUAACCUAGCUAUAUGGAGCGAGAAUCUUCUCCAUAUAAAUGAAGAAAAUACCGCGGUGUACUUCGCUCACCAAAGUAUAUAUGACUUCAUGACCAGCACAAAUAUUGAUGAUGAUGUUGCGACUUUUCAUGUCAACAUAGAGGCAGCAGACCACAAUGUUGGAGAAAUAUGUCUUACAUAUUUGCAUUUUAACGACUUUCAAACCACCCUUGCGUCACGACUUCGGCCGGCAACGGGAAUCUCGCCUGCAUCUAUACCGACGACGGCUUUCACGACUAACAACAGGGUCUGGAAUUCUACAAGAAGACUUAUUGAGCGAAAAGUCAUUAAGAAGAAUCACGAUGAUCUUUUUGACUUAUCCGUCAUGCCUAGCUACGACAGGGCAAGCACCGACGCUACCUUGGAAUCAUUUCAAGCUAGAUAUCCAUUUCUCAACUACGCUUCGCAGCAUUGGAUCUCUCACACUAAAACAUUUCAAGAUGGGAAAUCCAGGGGCUUUAAGCUUUGGAAACGUAUAGUGACGGAAGGUCACCCCUUGACAAGAAGACCGUGGCUUGAUUCAGAUAACGGCUGUGAACUGGAUGCCAACACCCUAGGAUGGGCUGUUCAGGCUGAGCACUUUGCAUUGGUGCGGCAGCAGCUCUUCGGGAAAAAUUGUCUCCUGAAAAGGGACCAAGAAGUGUCGAUGAUUCAAGCCGCGGCAAUUGGAAGCCAGGCGCUGAUGGAACUUUUUCUUCAACUUGAGCAAUCCAGCUGGGCACUGAAUACAAGCUUACAGCUGGCCUCGAAGCAUGGGCAUCUAGAGAUUGUUAAACUCCUACUCUGUAAAGAUGCCUAUGUCAAUGCUUAUGCAGAUCCUGAUUAUGGAAAUCAUACAGCCCUACAAGCAGCCGCGGGACACGGCCAUUUCGAAACGGCCGAGUGUCUAAUUGCCGCGGGGGCAGAUGUCAAUGCUCAUUGGCCAGCAAUUAGCGAUGUCCAUCUUGCCGAUCUCUAUAAUAUCUACGUUUCUCGGCGCAGGCCUUAUAUCGCUCUGGACCAGUUAGGAGGAGAGUGGUUCACCGCAUUGCAGGCUGCUGCAAAAGGAGGGCAUCGCGAUGUGGUUAGAUUAUUGCUUGAACACGGUGCCGAACCUAAUGCCCGGCCUGCAUCAUGUGAUGGUCUAACAGCUCUACAGGCGGCCGCCAAAUACGGCCAUCUUCAUAUUGUUGAAGACUUAAUUCGACACGGAGCCAAGAUUAAUGCUGCAUCCGCUUCCACUGGCGGUUGCACAGCAUUGCAAGGUGCAGCUCUGAACGGCCAUCUUCAGAUUGUCGAAGAUUUAAUCCGGCACGGAGCCAAGAUUAAUGCUGCAUCCGCUUCCACUGGUGGUUAUACAGCAUUGCAAGGUGCAGCUCUGAACGGCCAUAUGGAGGUGCUGAAAUAUCUGAUUGAGAUGGGUGCGCAGGUUAUCGAUGAUUCGAUCAAGUACAAGAAACUGUCUGCUCUUCAAGGCGCCGCCCUCAACGGCCAUCUGGAGAUUGUUGAAUAUCUACUCGCGAGACAGGCGGAUAUCAACGAAGUGCCAGACCUCCAGAGUGGAUUAAACGCCGCAUUGUCAGCCGCAGCACUUGGAGGGCACAUGAAGAUCUUGCGGCGCCUCCAUGAUGGCGGGGCUAGGAUCGAUGGCCUAACUGAUCUCAAGAGGAGUUUGACAGCUUUACAAGCUGCAUGCAAAGGUGGCCACCCUGAUAUCGUUAAGUUCCUACUUACUCAGGGGGCAGAUGCGAACCACGAGUCUGCUUGCUACGGAUUGACCGCUUUGCAGGCAGCUGCUGUGGGUGGGAAUUGCGAGAUCAUUGAAAUGACACUCACUCACCUACGUACGAGUAUCAACGACUCUGGCGGGUUUGGACCCACGGCGCUUCAACUGGCAGUCGAACAUGGACACCUUGGUGCGUUCCGGCUCCUGUUGGUGAAUCAUGCCAACGUCAAUGCCAGGAUCAACGAUAGUGAACAAGAUUACCAAGGUCCUUCAACUGCUCUGGAGGCUGCUUCUCAAAAUGGAUUUUUAGAAAUUGUUCAUGACAUGCUUACUACUAAAGCCGACCUAAAAAAUUUUCAUCCUUGGGCUUUGGCACUCGCCGCGGGCUGUGGCCACCUUGACGUGGUGAAAUGCUUGGUUGCUAAGGGAGCUGAAGUCGAUUAUGCUAAGAAACGUUCAACCGCCCUGCAUCUUGCCGUUCGGGGGGGCCACUUGGAUAUCGUGAAAUACUUAGUGGCAGAGAAGGCGUCUAUAAACCUUAGGGAUGAUUUUUCCCGACCGCCACUGCAACUGGCAGCUGGGCUUGGACAUUUGAGCAUUUUUCAAUUCCUCCUUGGCGCAGGUGCCUCCAUGUCCAAGUCUCACCGCAAGGCACCAUCAUCACCAUUACAAGAUACUGCAGCACAAGGUCAUAUAGAGAUCGUGAGAUAUUUACUUUUGCAUAUGCCCAAGGAUAAUGGCGACGCUGAACAAGCACUGAAAAAGGCUGCACGCUUCGGUCACCUUAGCAUUGUCAAGCUGCUUCUAGCGGAAGGAGUUUCUGUCAACGGCCCAAAUUUCUGGGAUGAUUACACACCUCUACAGGGGGCUGCGCUCGGUCGACACCUUGAAGUUGUCAGAUAUUUGCUUGCUGCAAAAGCCACGAUAAACCCCCUGUGGCAACUGGAAGAGGGUCUGACAGCCCUGCAAGCAGCUGCAGCAGGUGGUCGCCUUGACAUUGUCCAGCUAUUAGUUGCUGAAAAUGCCGAUAUAAAUGCUCCUUCUGCUGCUCACUAUGGCUGUACAGCUCUCCAGGCAGCCUGCCUAUACGGCCAUCUGGAGAUUGUAAAUUAUCUCAUCAUCCACCAAGCUAACAUUAAUGCUCCUCCGCCUUCUGGAGGUCACACAGCUCUUCAGGCUGCAUGCGAAGGUGGCCAUUUACAUAUCGUUAAGCAUCUCAUUCAUCACGGGGCCGACAUACAUGCUUCUGCGGACAAAAACGGUCGUACAGCUCUUCAGGCCGCUUCGCUCCAUAAAUCCUCAGGCAUUUAUGAAUAUCUGAUUAAUAACGGAGCUACCUAA
Clonostachys rhizophaga is the source of this 4929-nucleotide messenger RNA. The record is from the annotation of a GenBank genome assembly. NCBI's taxonomy places the organism in Eukaryota, Fungi, Ascomycota, Sordariomycetes, Hypocreales, Bionectriaceae.